UUUGUGUGGUAGAGGCUUUUGUCAGCACAAAGAAAUCUUCGUCCCAAUUUCGACAACUCUCGUGACGUCAGGUGCUUGUUAAACAUUCUCUCCCCUUCUAAAGUGUGCUGAAUGUAAAAGUGUAAAAACGGACACUUAAAAAUAAUAGGCUCCCAUUUUUUAGGGGGUUUUGAAAACAAAUUAUGUUUUUAAAGGCGUUCAUUCACUGGUGUCUGACUUCGGUUGUCCUUGGCUCUGUGAUAUAUAAUCCUGAUGUACGGAUAUUCCGUAGGGUGGUUAGCCAGCCGAUAUUAAUACCACCAGCGGAAGCUACAGCGUUUAGCACUGAUGGUCAAGGUAUUGGUCAAGUAACUGGCAUCGAUGUGGACUCGAAUGGCGAUCUCUUUGUGUUCCACAGAGCCGAUAGACCCUGGACUACCAGCACGUACAAACCAGGCAGCAAUGUCCUAUCAAAUGCGGCUCUUGUCCCCAUUAACCAAGAUACCAUCUACAGGGUAGAUCCCAACACUGGACGGAGACUGUCGAGUUUUGGCAAAGAUUUUUUCAAUGUGCCGCAUGGACUUAAGAUAGACAGCCAGGACAACAUUUGGGUCACUGACGUUGGUCGUCAUCAGGUGUUCAGGUUUAAGAAAGGAGCGACCACGCCCGACCUUGAACUAGGAGUGAAGUUCUACCCCGGAAAUGACGACACACACUUCUGUAAACCAACGGACGUGGCUAUAGCCAGCACUGGCGAGUUCUUUGUAGCUGACGGGUACUGCAACAGCCGCAUCAUCAAGUUCUCCAGCAGCGGUCAAGUCAUCAGCAAGUGGGGCGUGCCAUUGACCAGAGCCGUGUCACCGUACACACUGAACCUCCCCCACAGCAUCACGUUGGUAGAGGAGCUGGACCUGGUGUGUGUGGCAGACAGGGAGAGCAGCAGGGCAAAUUGCUACAAUGCUGGGCUGAAAGGGGGAACAACUGGUAUAUUUAACAGGACGAUUAUCCCACAGAAUCAGGCGGGGAAAAUCUACGCGGUUUAUUACAGUAAAGCAGACCGUGCCAUUAUCGCCGCUGGAGUUACCUCCCAGACCCCCAUCAGCUACUGGGGGAGAGUGACGUAUCCACCUCGGGCCUACACCUACAGCCUGACUGGUCAGCAGAUUAUGGCCUGGGCCCACAUCACACCGACCAUCGCCAAGAACGGCGAAUCACUCAUCCAUGACUUGUGCACGUCAAAAGACGGUAAGGAUUUAUUCUUAGCUGACCUUGACCAACGCCGAGUCUAUAAAUACACCUAUCGCGUGCAGUAGGCUCAACUGUGACCACUUCAACAACUUCUGCAACAGAAACAUGUCCCAACACAUUUAGCUGCUCUAUAAGCUGGUUCCACCCACAUUUGGUAAAAGAUGGAUUUUGGUUAAAAAAAAAGAGUAUUUUUUUAAAAAAUUCGAUUAUAUUUAUCGAUGUUAUCGAUUUUUAA
Physella acuta is the source of this 1462-nucleotide messenger RNA. RefSeq names its product peptidyl-alpha-hydroxyglycine alpha-amidating lyase 2-like. The record is from RefSeq and is a predicted model, not a curated record. Lineage: Eukaryota; Metazoa; Mollusca; Gastropoda; Physidae. Gene Ontology annotation, molecular function: protein binding; peptidylglycine monooxygenase activity. Gene Ontology annotation, cellular component: extracellular region; membrane. Gene Ontology annotation, biological process: peptide metabolic process.